CGACUAAGAAAAAUGGCGAAAUUUAGCUUUCUUCAUUACUUCACCAUUUUAAUUUUUUCCUUUCUCAUUUCAAGAAUUUCUGCUAGAAAUAUUCCAUACAAUUCUUCAAUCACGGCCCUCAAUGAUCUCACGUAUAAUCAAACUCGACGUGUUUGUGACACGUCGAGGUUUGCAAAGUUGGGAUUGGACAUGAAUGAUUUCGCGUACUGUGACAUGUCCCUUCCCUACGCGGUUAGGGUUAAGGAUUUGAUCGACAGAAUGACGUUGUCUGAAAAAGCGCGACAAAUUGGAGAUACUGCUUUUGGAGUUGCUAGAAUUGGUCUUCCUAAAUAUGAAUGGUGGUCUGAGGCAUUACAUGGUGUUUCUAACGUUGGACAAUAUUAUAGUUUAGCUUCGUUUUUUGACAAAGUUGUUCCUGGGGCUACAAGUUUUCCUACUGUUAUUACUACUACUGCAUCAUUUAAUGAGUCAUUGUGGAAAGCAAUAGGCCAGGCUGUUUCAACAGAAGCAAGGGCUAUGUUUAACCUAGGACAUGCUGGUCUAACAUUUUGGAGUCCAAAUAUUAAUGUAGUAAGAGAUCCUAGAUGGGGAAGAGUUUUAGAAACACCUGGAGAAGAUCCUUUUGUUGUUGGAAAAUAUGCCUCUAAUUAUGUUAGAGGAUUACAAGAUGUUGAGGGCACGGAAAACGCCAAAGACUUGAACUCGAGACCUCUGAAAGUAGCCGCUUGUUGCAAACAUUAUGCAGCUUAUGAUGUUGAUAACUGGCUCGGUGUUGAUCGUUAUCAUUUCGAUUCACGGGUGACGGAGCAAGAUAUGAUGGAAACAUUUCUUAAACCCUUUGAAAUGUGUGUUAAAGAAGGUGAUGUUACAAGUGUUAUGUGCUCAUAUAAUAGGAUUAAUGGAAUCCCAGCAUGUGCUGAUCCAAAGCUUCUAAAAGGCAAAAUUAGAGGAGAUUGGGAUCUUCAUGGGUAUAUAGUUUCAGAUUGUGAUUCCAUUGACGUUAUGCUUCAUGGUCAUAAAUGGUUAGGAGAUGAACCUGAAGAUGCUGUUGCACAAGGUCUAAAAGCAGGUAUUCCUUGCAAGAUUACAACACCAAUACAUGGAUUUUCAUUGUAUAGCAAAGUGGACUAUAAAGCAGGAUGUGGAGAAAUUUUGUGCAAAAAUGAGAGCUUAAUAUUCCCAGCAAUGAAAGCUGCUAAAAAAGCAGAUGCAACUGUUUUAGUUGUGGGAUUAGAUUUAAGUGUUGAAGCAGAAAGUUUAGACAGAGUUGAUCUUUUACUUCCUGGCUACCAAACUCAACUAAUAAAUCAAGUUGCUCAAGUUUCAAAAGGUCCUGUUAUUCUUGUAAUUAUGUCUGCUGGUGGUGUUGAUAUUUCAUUUGCCAAAAAUAAUCCUAAGAUUAAAAGUAUUAUUUGGGCUGGAUAUCCUGGUGAAGAAGGUGGUCGUGCAAUUGCUGAUGUUGUUUUUGGAAGUUAUAAUCCCGGAGGAAAACUACCAUUAACAUGGCAUGAAAAUAGUUAUGUGGAUAUGUUACCAAUGACUUCAAUGCCAUUAAGGCCAAUUGACAACUUAGGCUACCCCGGUAGAACUUACAAAUUUUACAAUGGAUCAAUUGUUUAUCCAUUUGGAUAUGGUAUUAGCUACACGAAUUUCACCUACAACUUAUUAUCAGCACGACAAAAAAUCCAAGUAAAACUCAACAAAUUUCAGCACUGUCGCGAUCUGAACUACACUGCUGGCACUCACGUGCCACCAUGUCCUGCAGUAUCAAUCGACGACUUGGAAUGUGGGGACGAUCUGAAUUUCGAUUUCUCGAUUGAAGUAGAGAAUAUUGGGAAAAAAGAUGGAAGUGAUGUUUUAAUGGUUUAUUGGAUUCCACCUGAAGAUAUUGCUGAAGCUCCACUUAAACAAUUGAUUAGUUUUAAGAAGGUUUUUGUGAAAAUUGGAGAGAAAAAGAAGGUUGAUUUUGUGUUAAAUGCUUGCAAAAGUUUGGGAAUAGUGAAUUAUAGAGCUUAUAAUCUUUUGGCUGCUGGUGGACAUAAUUUUGUGAUUGGAAAUGGAAAGCUUUCAUUUCCAGUUCAAGUUAGUUUUCACCGAUGAUUACUGAACUUUAUUUUUUUAUUUUUAGUAAAAUAAAAGAAAAAAAUGUUUAGCUUAGAAGUAGAUUAUUGUUUUUAGUUUAGUGUUUAUUAGUGUUCUUGAAUUAGUA
Molecule: messenger RNA, 2209 nt
Organism: Nicotiana tabacum (common tobacco)
Lineage: Eukaryota; Viridiplantae; Streptophyta; Magnoliopsida; Solanales; Solanaceae
Source: RefSeq, a predicted model, not a curated record